Molecule: messenger RNA, 2367 nt
Organism: Mobula hypostoma (lesser devil ray)
Lineage: Eukaryota; Metazoa; Chordata; Chondrichthyes; Myliobatiformes; Myliobatidae
Gene: bop1
Product: BOP1 ribosomal biogenesis factor
Exons: 18
Coding region: 1-2358 (785 amino acids)
Biological process (GO): ribosome biogenesis; maturation of LSU-rRNA from tricistronic rRNA transcript (SSU-rRNA, 5.8S rRNA, LSU-rRNA)
Cellular component (GO): preribosome, large subunit precursor; PeBoW complex
Molecular function (GO): ribonucleoprotein complex binding; protein binding
Source: RefSeq, a predicted model, not a curated record
AUGAAGGAGAAAACCAUUCUGACUCGCUGUCGCUUAACCUCCGACCUGCCUUCUCCGCGGCCUCAACAUUCCUCUAGUAAGAUGGCGGCGGAGAGCAUGUCGGCGGCUGGGAGAAGCGGCGGCAAGAGCGGGGGAAAUAAAAGGUCAGCUCAAGUGCUGGAGCCCGAAGAGCAGCUUCCCAUCUUUGAAAGCUCAGCACUUGAUGAGGAUGCCGGUGAUCUGUCAGACAGUGAAGAGAGCGUGUUCUCUGGUCUGGGGGAUUCGGGGAGUGACAGCAGUGAUGAAGGAGAUGAUGACGGUGAGGGGGGUGAGAGUGAUGAAGACAGUGACAGUGGAGUUGAAGAGAAUAGUGUGAAGAACAAGCUGGACAAGCAGGAUAUCAAGGUCAGGAAAGAGGAAGGUGAAAGCUGUGGAAAGUCGGUGGAGUCAGGUGGCACUUUGCGGCCAGAGCCAUCGGGGUUGACCUCUCCUGUGGAUGAGUACAAGGAGGACAGCUCGGAUGAAGAGGAUAUCCGGAAUACUGUGGGUAAUAUCCCUAUGGAAUGGUACAAAGACUAUCCACACAUUGGAUAUGACUUAGAUGGGAAAAAGAUCUACAAACCAAUCCGAAAUAAGGAUGAACUGGAUGAAUUUCUGGAUAAAAUGGAGAAUCCAGAUUACUGGCGUACUGUUCCAGAUAAGAUGACUGGCACUGAUAUCCGGCUUACAGACGAACAAAUAGACCUUGUUCACAGGAUUCAGAAGGGGCAGUUUGGAGAUGCCAAGUUUGACCCACAUCAGCCCUCCAUUGAUUUCUUUACCCAUGAGACGAUGAUUCACCCUGUGACCAACCAUCCAGCUCACAAACGCAGCUUCAUUCCGUCACUCAUCGAGAAGGAGAAGGUGUCAAAGCUCGUGCAUGCAAUCAAAAUGGGCUGGAUCAAACCCCGCAAGCCUCGUGAUGACACACCACAGUACUAUGACCUGUGGGCGAAGGAAGACCCCAAUGCAAUCCUAGGUCGGCAUAAAAUGCAUGUUCCUGCUCCAAAGCUGAAGCUCCCAGGGCACGAAGAGUCCUAUAACCCCCCUCCUGAAUAUUUACUAACAGAGGAAGAGAGACUUGCCUGGGAACAGCAGGAGCCUGAGGAACGGAAACUUAACUUCCUCCCGCAGAAGUUUCCAUCGUUACGUGCUGUGCCGGCGUUCUCACGUUUCAUCCACGAGCGCUUCGAGCGGUGCCUCGAUCUCUACCUCUGUCCGCGACAGCGGAAGAUGCGGGUGAAUGUGGACCCAGACGAUCUGAUACCAAAGCUUCCCAAGCCGAAAGACCUGCAGCCAUUCCCAACCACUCAAGCUCUGGUUUACACGGGCCACACGAACCUGGUACGGUGCAUCAGUGUCUCUCCCAGCGGCCAGUGGCUGGCAUCAGGCUCGGAUGACCACACAGUUCGCUUCUGGGAGGUUGCCACAGCCCGCUGCUUGAAGAUCAUUGAGGUGGAAGGAGCUGUGAAGAGCAUCGCUUGGAACCCUAACCCUGUUCACUGUCUUGUAGCGUUGGCUGUUGAACACUCUGUCAUCAUCAUCAAUCCCUGUCUGGGUGAUAAGCUGCUGUACAACGCCACCGACCAGCUCAUCGCAUCGUUCGAGAAGCCUGAGGAGGAGCCACCACAGCCUGUGGAGUGGACAGCGUCUGAGGGAGAGACUUUUGAUGCAGGAUUCCGACUGAUCAUCAAGCACAACAAGCUGGUAAAGCAGGUAACGUGGCACGGCAAGGGAGACUACUUUGCCUCAGUUAUCCCGGAGAACGGCAACGCCCAGGUCCUCAUCCACCAGCUGAGCCGGCGGCGCAGUCAGAACCCUUUCCGCAGGAACAAAGGCAUGGUGCAGUGUGUCCGUUUCCAUCCUAUCCGGCCCUUCUUCUUCGUGGCCACGCAGCGCUACGUCCGUGUCUACAACCUCCUCAAGCAGGAGCUCACCAAGAAACUGAUGACCAACUGCAAGUGGGUGUCCAGCAUGGCCAUCCACCCUGGGGGAGAUAAUGUGAUCUGUGGAAGUUAUGACAGCCGCCUGGCCUGGUUCGACCUGGAUCUCUCCACCAAGCCUUACCGAGUGCUCAGGCAUCACAAGAGAGCUCUGCGAGGUGUAGCUUUCCACAGGCGUUAUCCGCUUUUUGCCUCGGCAUCUGACGAUGGCACGGUCAUUGUCUGCCAUGGAAUGGUGUACAGCGACCUGCUCCAGAACCCGCUGAUCGCGCCCGUGAAGCUGCUGAGGGGCCACGAAAUCACCCGCGACCUGGGUGUGCUGGACGUCAUCUUCCAUCCCACCCAGCCGUGGGUUUUCUCCGCAGGAGCAGACAGCACCAUCCGCCUCUACACCUAGUGCUUGGCC